Molecule: messenger RNA, 597 nt
Organism: Zasmidium cellare ATCC 36951
Lineage: Eukaryota; Fungi; Ascomycota; Dothideomycetes; Mycosphaerellales; Mycosphaerellaceae
Exons: 2
Coding region: 1-597 (198 amino acids)
Biological process (GO): translation
Cellular component (GO): ribosome; mitochondrial large ribosomal subunit
Molecular function (GO): structural constituent of ribosome
Source: RefSeq, a predicted model, not a curated record
AUGGCAGCUGCGACACCGCUGUUGCCCUUUCUCAGGCCAUUGGGGCUACCACGACCAUCGACAGUCAGACACUUCCUGCGUUUCUCCACCAGCGUCCCAUGCAGAGCAUCGGAGCAGAAAGAAGACCCCAAUUUGACCGCCUCUCGAACUGCUCCGGAAGCAUACCCGCCGCCGUGGAUGAAAUCGAAGCCGCGACCGAAAGAAUCUAAAGCCUCGCGAAGAAGUUCCCAUCCACGCAAGGAGAGACACUAUCCUACGCGACAUCCCUCACAUCAUCAACCGGAGAAGGUCAGAUUAAUACCGGAGCCCGUUGAGCCAUUGCCGACCGAGCAAUGUGCACCAAACCUUCCAUACUUCGUCACACGAUCCGCGAACAACGAGCUCCCGAUCUACACAUUGCGAAAGAGUGGAGGUAACCUGAAGAUGACGAGGGUGAAAAGAAUUGAUGGGGACAAAGUAGCCCUGCGAGAUGAGUUGCGAGGGCUGUUGGGGGUGGAUGAUAAGGAUGCGAUCAUCAACAGCGUGACAGGGCACAUCAUGAUCAAAGGCCACUACAAGCCGCAGAUUGAGAAGUUCUUGAGGCAAAGGAACUUUUGA